Messenger RNA from Cryphonectria parasitica EP155, 876 nucleotides. RefSeq names its product PLC-like phosphodiesterase. Gene Ontology annotation, molecular function: phosphoric diester hydrolase activity. The record is from RefSeq and is a predicted model, not a curated record. The transcript has 3 exons. The coding region runs from base 1 to 876 and encodes 291 amino acids. Lineage: Eukaryota; Fungi; Ascomycota; Sordariomycetes; Diaporthales; Cryphonectriaceae. Gene Ontology annotation, biological process: lipid metabolic process.
AUGCGGUCCCCCAGCAGCAGCGCCAUCACCACCACCCUGGCCCUCCUCGCCAGCGGUGCCACGGCAGCCACCGUCUGCAACGGCUACUCGGAGCUCUGCGACAAGCUCUACUCCAACGUGACCUUCAUCGGCAGCCACGACUCGGCCUUUGACGGCAUCCUCCUGGUCGACAACCAGUUCGACUCGGUGUCGGACCAGCUCAGCCUGGGCGUGCGCUUCCUGCAGGCCCAGAGCCACAACGACGACGGCGUCAUCGAGCUCUGCCACACGAGCUGCGCCGAGGAGGACGCGGGCACCCUCGUCACCUGGCUCGAGACGGUCGUGACCUUUCUCGAGGCCAACCCGGACGAGGUCGUCACCCUGCUCAUCACCAACGGCGACGGCAUCGACAACUCCGUCUUUGCCGAGGCCUUUGAGACCGCCGGCGCCGAUGCGUAUGCGUACUCGCCGGGUUCUACGCUCACCCUGGAUGAGUGGCCUACGCUGGGCGAGCUGAUUGACGACGGGACGAGGCUUGUGGUGUUUAUGGAUUAUCCUUCUGGUACUUCUGUCAGCUAUAUCCUGCCCGAGUUCACCUCGUACAUCUUUGUAACCGACUCUUCUUUCCCGGAUUGCUCUGUCAACCGCCCCGCUGGUGGCAGCGCUACCGGCCGCAUGUAUCUUGUCAACCACUUCCUCGACGUCGACAUCUUCGGCAUCGACAUCCCCGACGAGACCGCCGCCUCCACCACCAACGGCGAGGCCUCUAUCAUGGCCGAGGUCAAUGAGUGCAAUGCCCUGUAUGACCGGUAUCCCAACUUUAUUCUGCUCGACUGGAUCAGCGUCGGUGACUUCCUUGAGGUCCAGAACUACCUGAACGGCGUGGGCACGCUCUAA